Heterotrigona itama is the source of this 1012-nucleotide messenger RNA. NCBI's taxonomy places the organism in Eukaryota, Metazoa, Arthropoda, Insecta, Hymenoptera, Apidae. The record is from the annotation of a GenBank genome assembly.
UCGCUCCCAGUUCAACAUACGAGCUGAGAUCUCCAAAGAUCUACCAAACUCAUCAACUAUGAAGUGCUUCGUUGUAAGUAUAAUCAUUACGCUUUUACGUAUCAAACAUUAAUUAUAUUAUACACUUUAAUCUCUCUUUGUUAUUUUUUUUAAAAACAUAAUAAUCUGUAACGCGAGAUGAAACUAUAAUCGUACCGUUGUUUGGAAAAAAUAUAAGAAUAUGCAUUUAGUUGGCUGGAAGAUUAUGUAUCUUCAAUAUGCAAUCAUUCGAAAACACAUUCAGUUUAAUUGCUGUCAUAAAUGUAAAGGCAACUGUCAAUUAUAAUUACCGCUUUAAAUAAUAACCUGUCAUUAAAACAAAAAAGAAAAAAGACAUAUACAGUUGAACAAAAUGUCGAAUAAUCUUAUGUGUCGUGAGAUUGUUUUCCAAUUCUCAAAUAUUUAUUGUUUUUAGGCUAUCGUUCUCUUGGCUCUGUUCGCUGUAGCCUUCGCUGCAGAGAAACCAGCAGAGCCUGAAAAGAUUGAACAGUUACCGAGCGCAGAAGCUGCGGACGCACCACGAGACAAGAGAGGUCUAUUGCUGAGCUACACUGCCCCAGUUGCACCAAUUGCACCAGUUGCAUACACUUCUUAUGCUGCAGCACCAAUUGCCUACAGUGCCAGUUACAGCUUGCCCUACGCCUACCGCUCGUACCCUUACUACUAUAGCUCCUACUACGUGGCUUAAAUCAGGUGUUCCAGAGCUAGUAAUAUAGAACAUUUUCAAACUCAAGGAAACGACCAUGGCAAUCGCAAGGAAGAAUAACCGAGUUAUUUUACGUUUUUACUUUAAUAGAAUUAAGCUCAGAACAAAACCAAACGAAAUUUUUCCGCCACGUUAAUACUCAGAACGCUCAACACUAUUUUUGGAUGUAAUAUUCAAUGUACAUAGCUGCUUUAGCAAAUGUACGUUAAUUACAAUAUUUUGUUGUAUCUUGUAAUGUGAAAUACAGAAAAUAAUUAAAUUUACACA